Molecule: messenger RNA, 1118 nt
Organism: Chironomus riparius
Lineage: Eukaryota; Metazoa; Arthropoda; Insecta; Diptera; Chironomidae
Source: the annotation of a GenBank genome assembly
ACUCAUUUAGAGUUGGAUUUUUUGUGAAAACGCACGUGUUAAAAGUUCCGGACAUGAAAUUUAUAUUUAAUAGAAAAAUUUUAAUAUUAAUCGGAAUUAAAUUGCUACUUUUUUAUGGGAUUCACAAAGUUUAUAGAAAAUAUAGUUCCGAAUGGGAAAGAUGUAAGGCAAAUAGUGCGAUAAUAAUUGAAGACAGCUUUAGUGACCUUCCAAGAGAAAAGAUAAUCAAUGAUGCAAUUUUCUUUAUCGAAACAACAAAUUCUACUGAUCAUCAAUUGACAGCACGUCAAGCUUGUGCGAUAGAAUCUGCAGCUUAUGUAAAUCCAAACAAGGAAGUUAUCGUUUUAUUCCUUACAGCCUCAAAUUAUAUUAGGCUUCGGCAUUGGCCACAUUUUAAGCAUUUAUUAAAGUACAAGAACAUUCAUUUGAGAUAUUUUAAUAUCAAUGACUUAACAGCAGACACACCAUUCGAAGAAUGGAUUGAAACUGGAUAUGUGAGCAAUUCUCCAUACCAAACUUCUCAUCUUUCAGACAUUCUACGUUAUGCUGUUUUAUACAAAUAUUCUGGCUUAUAUUUAGACUUGGAUGUCAUUACAAUCAAACCAAUUGACAGUAUUAAGCAUAAGAACUUCGCAUGCUUGGAAGAGAAUCGAAAAAGAUUUCAAAGUAUAAACGGGGCCGUCUUAAGAGUCAGUGAUCAAAAUGGACGUUUAUUGAUUCAUAUGAUGAUAGAUCAAGUCAUUAAAACGUACGACAGUCGAAAACAUUGGGAUAUUGGACCUAGACUAGUAACAAAGGUCUUAAAAGAAUAUUGUGAAAUAGACGACUUUUUAAAGACCACAGAGUGCAAAAACUUCAAAAUCCUUCCAAUAGAAAAGUGCUAUGCAAUCGAAGGAUAUGAAUGGUAUAAAUUUUAUAGAGAAUCAGACACAAAAUUAGCACUUAAGUCAACAAAAGACUCGUAUUACAUUCAUUUAUGGAAUUAUCAGAGCAGUAAGAACAAAAUAUCAAAAUCAAAAAAUGUUGCAUUUAAUGUUUUGGCAUCAAAGUAUUGUCCAUUGGUGUAUGAAAAUAAUGAUGAACUGUAAUUGGUACGGAAAUAAAUUUAAGGCUGUGAU